AUCGAAGGUCCUUGCCUCCAUCUGACAUCUGCUGCCCUGCUGCUUCUGUGUCCUGUAACCCGGGCAGAAAGUGCAGCACAUGUCACCUUGAUCUGGAGGAUUCAUGUAGUCAUGUCCGUACUGAGGAGGAGCAGAGGUCUCAUACCAGCAUUCCGUCCAGCUAGUACAUCUACCAGUGUUCAGACCUCAGAGGUGGUCGAAGUAGACACAAAUGAGAAUGAAAUUGUAAACCCAGAUUUCACCAAUAGGAAUCCUCGAAACCUCGAGAGAAUUGCGUUGGCAGUUAAGGAUCGGGGAUGGGGCACAGUGUGGCCGACUCGUCAAUACUGGCAUAGGAUACGACUAGAACGUACUGGGCAUCACGUGCACGCAAGCGUGGAACAUUGUAGUGGCAAUGUUGUACUUUCUGCCUCCACCCAAGAAUGGGCUGUGAAGAAACAUCUUUACAGUACGAAAGAUGCCAUGGCUUGUGAGAAUGUUGGUAGAAUAUUGGCUCAACGCUGCUUGGAGGCUGGAAUACAUUUUAUGUUGUUUCGGGAGAUCCCAUGGGUGUUCCGCAGUGAGUCGGUGCAGAGGUUUCGAAAUGCAAUGAUUGAAGGUGGAAUAGUGUUAAGUGAACCAAGACGCAUAUAUGAAUGACGACGUAAUAGGUGCAAUUGCUGUCAGGAGUACAAAUACCUACUACGUUUACCUGCUUCUUGGAUCUCGGUGUAACCACAGCUAUCUCUUGGAGCUGGCAUACACAUUUCUUGAAAACUCCUUCUGCAUAUAAAGCAGAACUCCAUCUCUAAAACUUUCUAAGCUUUGUUGAGUUGUGAUGCUGCUCCACAUCAUUGCUACAUGUUGACAUUUCAGGUUCAUGUCAUGAAAUUACCUUCAUCUGUCAAUGUUAGUCCAUCAGUUAAUAUUUUGCUGAGUUUUUUUUCAAUGAACUAUUCCUAUUAAAAAUCCGAUUUCAAUAAA
Bufo bufo (common toad) is the source of this 963-nucleotide messenger RNA. It is a transcript of the gene MRPL18, whose product is annotated as mitochondrial ribosomal protein L18. The coding region runs from base 112 to 639 and encodes 175 amino acids. Gene Ontology annotation, molecular function: 5S rRNA binding; structural constituent of ribosome. The transcript is spliced from 4 exons. Gene Ontology annotation, biological process: translation. NCBI's taxonomy places the organism in Eukaryota, Metazoa, Chordata, Amphibia, Anura, Bufonidae. The record is from RefSeq and is a predicted model, not a curated record. Gene Ontology annotation, cellular component: mitochondrion; ribosome.